UCCAAACCGAAUAGAAGCUGGCAUUGCCUUGGAAUGUUGGAAUGAGCUCACGCUGUCCGCGGUUGAAGACAGCGAGUUGCCCAACGUUACUACUUCCACCAUCGACUGCCAAUUGACGGGACAUGCCGCUGGGGACUUGGGUGACAGCGCCACCACCUAGAUGCGCGAUAGCCCUUUUUGCGGAACUUCCUGCUCCAUUGGAACGCUCUUGACCCCCCUGAUUACGUUCCUCAUCGUCUGUCAUCGGCAAGACUGCAGUCGUUUCGGUGGCCAUUUUGGCUCUGUGUGUCUCGAUCACGAUUCUCAUUCUCUGCUCAGGAUCAAUGUCCCAAGGGCCAAAUACGUUAGAUUGGUUACUCGCGCCGCUUGCACCGUCAUCCUGGAAGGCGUCGUGCUGGCGCUGGCCAUUCGACUCGCGACUUGGUGCCCGUCAUACCUGCGGUUGAUACGUGUAUCCGCCCUCACCAGUGGUGCGCUUGCUCAGCGGCUCCUUUUGGCAUGCCUGAUACCAUACAGAAGGACGGAUGCCACGGGUAGCCACCACGCAAUGUGCGUAAUGGCAAUCAUGAUGUUCGGGAUCUCAGGAAUCAGUGAUUCAUCCAUAACCUUGCUUUUCAGCGCCCAAACGAUUUCCAUGGUAAUUUUGGAUACGUGCUUGUGUAAGGGCGAUAGAAUUCUUGACUCUCUUCCAAAUGUCGUGUGUUAACUCGUCGUUUGCAAGGCCUGUGACGACGGUCUUCAUACACAUGCUGAAAAGCCUGACGGUCCAUAUACUAGUCGGUGAAUGUCAGAAAAACAAGGAGCCUGAACAUAAGUCGAGGCGGGUGGUGACAAAUUGGGAUUGGGCGCAUAAGAACCAUGAAUAGCCAUUAGCGGGCUAGUUGGUCG
Colletotrichum acutatum is the source of this 888-nucleotide messenger RNA. RefSeq lists its product as uncharacterized. The record is from RefSeq and is a predicted model, not a curated record. Lineage: Eukaryota; Fungi; Ascomycota; Sordariomycetes; Glomerellales; Glomerellaceae. The transcript has 3 exons. Bases 161 to 706 code for a protein of 181 amino acids.